This is a messenger RNA of Oryzias latipes (Japanese medaka), 1342 nucleotides long. Its product is annotated as tRNA selenocysteine 1-associated protein 1. Gene Ontology annotation, molecular function: tRNA binding. The record is from RefSeq and is a predicted model, not a curated record. Gene Ontology annotation, cellular component: nucleus. NCBI's taxonomy places the organism in Eukaryota, Metazoa, Chordata, Actinopteri, Beloniformes, Adrianichthyidae. Gene Ontology annotation, biological process: selenocysteine incorporation.
GGCGAACUUUUUUUUUUUUUUCCCAUGAACGCCAUACAGUAGCAUUGUGCUUGUUUCGGGUCUUAAGUUGGUGAUACCCGCAGUUUCAUUUUCUGCUUGAUAAGCAUUAAAAGUUAACUGUAGGACGCGCAGGAAGCCGCCACCAUGAGCACGCUGUGGAUGGGAAACCUGGACUCCUACAUGGACGAGAAGUUCAUCACCAGAGCGUUCUCCACUAUGGGGGAGCAGGUGGUCAACGUACGGAUCAUACGAAACAAGAUGACGGGGGGGGCGAUGGGCUACUGCUUUGUGGAGAUGAGCGACGAGGCCACAGCUGAGAGAUGUCUGCGCAAGAUCAACGGCAAAUCUUUGCCAGGAGCCAACCCGCCCACAAGAUUCAAGUUAAACCGGGCUACAUUUGGCAAACAAGAAGCAGGGCCCAUGUUUUCUCUGUUUGUGGGUGAUCUCACACCAGAGGUGGAUGAUGGGAUGCUCUACGAGUUCUUCUACAACCGCUACCCAUCCUGCCGCGGAGGAAAAGUGGUGCUCGACAGCAUGGGAAACUCAAAGGGCUGUGGCUUCGUCCAGUUUCCAGAUGAGCGGCUUCAGAAGCGAGCCUUAGAGGAGUGUCAGGGGGCCAUGGGACUCGGCAGCAAACCUCUACGAUUGAGCCUCGCUGCUAACAACUUAAGAAACAAGCAGCCGCAGCAGUCUGAGCAGAAGCAGACGUGGCCGUCCAGUUCAGGAUACAGCUACGACCAGUACAACCAGUACCAGAACCAGGCCUACCCUGGGUAUUACCCCUCAUGGGGAUAUGACCAAACUGCGGCCAUGUAUGGAUACAGCUACCCUCAGUAUGACUACUCGCAGUAUGCCACCCAACAGGAAAGCGAGGAGGUUCAGGAGGAGGAGCUGCUGGAAGAUCCAGGCCUGGUGCCGGAUGUGGUGGGAGCUAACGCGAAGUUCAUGGAGCUGAGCGAGGAGCUGUUCGACUCACUCAUUGAGUGCCAGUGGCAGUCUACAGAUUUCAUCGCACAGCAGGAAUACAUGACCUCCAGCCUGCCAGAGCCCAUCUACUGCUGACCUUUUCUGGUUGUAGCCACUCGUGUCGGUGAAAUGGUAUGAAAAAGAACUUUAGCAAAUCUUUUCUGACCUUCAUUCUUGUGCGUGAACACAAGUCUAGUGUCGUAACCGAUUGAUGAUCCAUAGAGAAGCGCAUAUCGAGUUGGAACGGAUCCUGAGCCACAAACUGGUCUGUUUUAUAUCCUAGAAAUGGACUUGACUACUUUUAGAUCUGUGAUGGAUCUGAAGCCUUGUUGGAGUGAUUUAUAAUAAAAACGUACCCAGCUGGAGAUUGGGUUCA